CAGGAACUACGCUUCUCCUCGUCCCUCGUCCCAUUGGGUUGUGCCCUAAAAGAGCGAGGCGCUGGGCAUGGUGGCGUUGUCUUGACAGCAGCCAGCGCGAAAUGUCGAUCGAGGAGAAUCCGCGGCAGUGCUUUCCGGGAACAUCCGCGAAUCAGUCCGGCCGAAACGAGGCCUGAAGCCUCGACAAUAUUUCGCGAUCGUUCGCCGCGUAUCUUCGGACCGGAAAACUUUUGCGAAACAUGAAAAAUACCGGGCGGUGCGUCGAGGCGCCCUGCACUCGCCACUUUGACGCUAUUGUCGAGACGAUUAGCUUUAGCUGCAGCUUCGAUGUGGCCGCCGAUGGUUAUUUUUGGCCCCUGAAGGGCGCCGCCUCAGAGCACGCUGGGAACCCCGAUGCACUUUUGCUUAUUCCUCGCAUUCCUAUCGCUCUUCUAUAUUCUAUCGAUGAUCAAUUUGUCAGGGGCGAAUAAUUCGUGAAUUAUGAGAAUCAACCCGAGUAAGAUGAGCACUCCGAUCGAGGAGAAGAUAUACCAGAACCUUAAGGUUCGGACUGGUAUGGUGACUGUGAGCGAUGGAAAAAGCAAGCCGAUUCCUAUGCGGUUACAUCUCUCGAUGGAGGUUCUCAAGCUGCAGCGAGAGGACACUGAGCAGGCUAUGAAUCACAACAAGCCGCCAUUAGACGCGAAGGAAAGAAUGGUUCAGAUAACCAGACAGAAGAUAGGAGGACUGGGACUCAGCAUCAAAGGAGGUGCUGAGCACAAACUUCCGGUUCUCAUAUCCAGGAUUUAUAAGGGUCAAGCCGCUGAUCAGUGCGGUCAACUUUUCGUCGGCGAUGCCAUCAUCAAAGUGAAUGGGGAGUACAUUACGGCUUGCCAUCACGACGACGCUGUAAACAUAUUGAGGAACGCUGGGGACUUGGUGGUUCUUACGGUGAAGCAUUAUCGGGCGGCAAAGCCGUUUCUACAGAAGAAUGCAGAAAAGGAGGAAAAACUGGAUAAUGCCAGCAACGAGGUUGCAGAAGACGGUUGGAUUUCACCUAGCAGAAGAUCAGGCAGUCCCAGAUGUGGCCAUAGCAGACACAGCUCGAACGCCUCCUCUACUUCAAUUCAGGACAAAAAAUGGCUGGAUAUCAUAACCGUCCCUCUGAUGAUGGCGUACGUGACGAGAUACAUAUUUGGUACGGACAAACUGAGAAGAAACGCGUUCGAAGUGCGUGGUUUGAACGGUUCAAGAACCGGAGUAAUUCACUGUGACGACAGCGCGAUUUUGAGCCAGUGGCUGAAAUUCAUCACCGACAACGUGACGGGUGUGACGCAUCUGCAGAUGAAACUGUACAACCGCAACUUCAGCGUCGGCGAACGGAUCGAGUACAUGGGAUGGGUGAACGAGGCUGUGAGUAAUAGUAACCAACCCUGGCAGAGCUAUAGGCCAAGAUUUCUGGCGUUGAAAGGCCCAGAUUUAUUGCUGUUCGAAACGCCGCCGUGCAAUAUAGGCGACUGGUCUCGCUGCGCGUUGACGUUCAAAGUUUAUCAGACGAUGUUCAGGGUGAUGAAAGAGUCCGAAAACGUCGACGAGAGGCAGCAUUGUUUCCUCGCCCAGAGUCCUGGAAAAUCGCCGCGUUAUUUGAGCGUUGAAACGAGGCAGGAACUCUUGAGAGUCGAAGCGGCUUGGCACACGGCAGUUUGCUCGGCAGUAACGCAUCUCAAAAGUCAGACUUUCCCGGUGACAUUUAGCGGCCGGAGUUCAACCCUAACUUUGGAAUGGACUCAGGGUUUCACGCUUGCCUACGAAAACGGGAGUGAAAUAAUAUGGAAGUACAAAUUCUCCCAGCUUCGAGGCUCCAGUGACGACGGCAAAAGUCGUCUGAAGCUCCACUUUCAGGAGCCUGAAACUAUCGCGAUCGAGACUAAGGAAUUGGAAUGCACUCAGCUACAGAAUCUCCUCUUCUGCAUGCACGCGUUUUUGACAGCAAAAGUGGCAGCCGUAGAUCCGACAUUCCUAACAUCCACAACUCCGUAACGCGUCAGCAAACCGUUAAAAACGACUCCAGUAGCAGGAAGAUCGAAAAAAGAACGCUAAAAACAGAGUCUUGACAGAGAGAGAGCUAAGUUUAAAAAAAAAGAAAAAGAAAAAGAAAAAUUCACAUGAAAAAUGAUUAACAUGUGACAAAGAGCAUGAACUGACAAAACGUGAACAAUUACCAAAUAUUAGAUCGUAAAUAUGAUAACCACCGUAACGUGUAAUAAAUUGCUGGAUUUAAGAGAAAAAGAGAGACAGAGGAAGGAGAAAAAACAAACAAACAAACAAACAAAAAAAAAAUAAUAGAAUUAUUAUCUGUUAAAUUGUCGUAUAUUUUAUCAGGCUGAUUAUUCGCGCUAUUACUUGUAUAUUGUUACACCUACUCGACAAUUUUUGCUUUCGUGCCAAAAAGUUUACUCGCUCAAUCUUGUCUCGUAAAUUCGAAAAUGCCAUAUUAUGCAUCAAGAUUUUCGCUUCGAAAUUUGAAAGCCGAAAAGAAAAAGUUGAAAAUUCCGAGAAAAGAAUAAGCAACUAUCGAAUAUAAUUUUGGCCCGAGAGCGAAGAUUCUGACCGUCAAUACCGGACUUGAGGAAAUAAAUAAUGCAAAUCUGCUGACUAUUAGUAUUAGGAAAUAGAUAUUGAAUUUAAUUGAGAGUCGUUAAAGUUAUACUGUAUGAAUUAUUACCAUUAUUAUAGUAUAUAUGUAAAUGCAUAAAUAUACGCGACCUCGUCGAAAUAUCUUGUUGAAGAAGAAGAGAGAAAAAAAAAACACAGGGACAAAAUAAUUUUGUCGUUGACUGAGUGUGUGCAAUAUUACGACAUACUUUUAAAGUAAUUUAAUCUCGUCUUGGUAUAAUAUUAAUUAAUAUUGUUAUGAGCAUGGAAUUGCAGCUUCUUGUAUUGCAAACGUUAAUUUAACGACGGCGUUUUGACGUAACGAUACGCAGGAAACGCUGAAACACAAACAGGGCGUCCCAUUUUUAUUCCAACGAUAUUAUUUUAUCCAAGAAACCGAACCAAAUUAUUCGUCUAUCAUCACUUCAGAAGUUUUCAACGAACAUUUUUCACAACAAUUGAAAACGUUAAUUUCGAUCGCUGUUUUUCCGAUUUAAAGUUGGAAUUUUGACAUUCAAAACAUCAGAUUCAACCGGAAUUGACAAAAUUCGUUUAGUAUAUUCGGGGAAAUUAAUGAAAACUUCUGCUUGAGGAUUUCGGUACUGCGUAAAACACGCCGUGCAUUGAAUGUUCAUUUAACAGAGUAUUCAAAACGAUGGAAAGCCGGUAAAAUAUCUUAAAAUACAAAAAAAAAAUACCACAUGCGAAAAUUUUUUUUUUUGCAAUUCUUUCAGUUUCUCAAAUUAAAAUUGGUGAAUAUUCAUCGACAUUCCACGUAAAAACGGUAAAAACUUUCUGUACUUACUUUUUUUGCAAUUUUUCUGCAAUUUCGUAAUAACUUCGUUACUAUUUAUCGUUGCGUUUGGGUUGCCCUGCAUUUUAUAUCCAAGUCACGGGCUUUCACCGAGUCAAAGUUGCUUCUAGUGCAUAAAAUCUCGCUUUUUACAAGCUUGGAUUUCUGUCCAUUGUUACCGACAGUUCGUUACAAUGUUAUUAUUAUAUUGUCAUUAUUUACAUCACCAUGUAUCACGCUAGAAAUCAUUAUUUUAUAUCAUCACUCAGUACUAUUAUCAUUAUACAUUAAUAUAUUUUAUCCAAUUCUUUUAUCGUGAUACGAAUAUAUUACGUAUAUCGGUUUACAUGUACAAAAAUUGAAACAAAGAAGGAUAACAAAAAUACCUACGUUUUUUUUUAACACGUUUCAUUUCACGCUACGUUACAACUCAGUUUUUAUCACUCUAAUUUCCGCCUCUCUAAACCGACUCAUUAUUAAAUGUCAAGUUGUAAGUAUGGUUAGAGAAACGUACACCAGUCGCUGAUUUUUGUAAUUUUGUGAAUUAUCAAAGCGUGAAAAAUCAUUGCUGAUAAUUUUGUGUAUUUUAUACUGAACGUACAAUUUCGGUCACCGCAAGCAAUGAAAUUACAAAAUUGACGAAGCAAUCCGUCAUAUCAAUUGUACAUUGAAAGAAAAACUCGACGCACAUGACAUAAAAAUUUAUUUGAAGAAAAAUUACUUUCCUUUCCAUAGAUCGUGCUUUCUCUUUUUCCAACUCGAUCCUAACUGGAAAUAAUGAAGAUUUUCAGUUUCGACGAUUGAAAAUAAUUGAUCAGCAUAUUCUUCGAGAAAUAAUCAUUGCUGUUUAAAAAUUAUCAGAAUUUUGACGAUAAACGGCAAAAGGAAGAAAAUUCCCCGCGUUUUGAGAUUUCGAAAUUGUUUGCAAUCUUUGAAUUUUCAAUCUACGCCACCGAAAUCAUUGAGCUCUUCGACAGAAAACAAAAUUACUAUAAAAAUUUUGUCGAUUUUCGCGUUCUAAAAGGUGAGAGAAUAUCUCGACACAAUACAAGCGGUGAAGAAAUUACAAACAACAAUUAGAAAUCAUAGGUAUAUGAUAGGUAUAUAUAUUACGAUAAUACACAGUUCUAUCAAAUUCAUGUCAAUAUAUUACAACAAUAAUAAUUUGUCCUUUAACUAACUUGUAGUAAAGUGCCUGUAAUACGAUUUAAUUAUAGUAUACUAAUAUUAAUUAUAUAGUGUCUGUAUAAAAGUGAAAAUUAUCGACUUUCGAAACGAGAAAAACACGGAAUUACGUCAAGUUGAAAGAAAUUAAAAUAAGUGAAAAAAAAAAGCUUCUUCAUCAAUCGAUAAAUUUCAAUACAAGAUCAUCUAAUCCAUGAUGUAAUUACUACGGUCAAGAGAAUGAUACACGCUGUUUAAACGGUUGGGAAAAAUUAAACUGUUAUUUUCUUUCUAUUACCUCUUUCACAAUUUUUCACAAUCCUAUAUUAUAUUGACAAUUAUUAUCGAUGUUGAUGUCAAAUCUAAUUUUAACGCAAAUGGAAGGGAAACAUUGAAUAGCUAUAAGGAAAGAAAAAUGAAAGAAAUGGAAAUACUUGUCAUCAGUUUUCAAUUUUUACAUACUGAUUUUUUCAAAUCAAAUACUUGUGUCGUUAAUGCGACGGAUGGAUAAUGUUAUAAUAACAAUCAUUCUAUCGUCACCGCAGACUGCAUAAUCAACACUUGAAGGAAAUAAUAAUAAUAUUAAUUAUAAUGUCAAUAACAGUAACAGUGUUGAUAACAAUAAUAACAGCAACAAUAAUAGGAGUAACAAGAACGAUAUCACGUCUCUCAACAUUGUAUAGAAUAAUACAUGUAAUACGUAAUUAUGAGAAAAGCAUGUAGCUAGGAAAAUGGAAUGAAGAUAGACGCGUUAAAAACGUGGCGUGUCAUAAAAUUAUGCUUUUAAUAAUUACACAUAAGUAAUUAAACAUAGUUUAAGUCACAUAGUCAAAAGGAUGAAAGAAAUUUGGAGGGAUAAGAAACCAGAGAAAUUCAAUGCCUCAUUAAAGUGAUAAAAUAUGUAGUAUAAUACAUAGAGUAAUACAUAAAAAUUAUUUAUAAUUCUGAAUUCCAAGAUGAUAAUUCGUGCUUCGUGAACGUGAUUCGAUUAUCAAUUUUUCGUUCUUUCGAAGUAUCGUCUCCAAUGUUAUAUUCCGAGAUAUAAUACCGUGGAAAUCUGUCGAAAUAUAUUACGUCACAUUUCAUGUCAAUUCAAACCAUGCCUAAGACGCAAUUAUUGUUUGACGUAGAUAUUUUAUCGUACAUUAUAAUAUCGUCAAUGUUACAUAUUGCAAUAAUGUAAUGAUUUAAAGCGGUCAUCGUCACGAGUACGAUAUAAUUACAAAUAUCGUUAUUAUAUAAAAAAAAAAAAACACAUAGAGCUGUACAUAGUUUAUCAUCACCUGUAGUAUAUAACGGUAAUAAUAAUAAUUAUAACAACAAUAAUGACAAUCUCAUGCCGAUAAUCAAGUCCGUAUGGUAAAUCCAUGAAAAAGUUGUAUCAUCAUACGUUAUGCAUAAUCUAAUCGAGUUACAAUUCUUGAAAAUUUCUAUAUAUUGUUAUAUUUGUUGGCAUCUUCAUUGUUAUUCUUAUUGCUAUUAUCGUUAUGGGCGGCAUGCAUUGCAGCCGUAGGCAUGAAUAAAUAAUUGUAAUUAUGCAAUAAGCGCGCAGUGCACCGAUAGAAAUAAUGGUCAAAUAAAAUAUAUGAAUAUUGAGGUGAAUGUAGAGGAUAAAAUGAAUAAAUGAAUAGAUUAUAGGUCGAUGAAUAAUUGAAAUUGAGCAUCGCGCACGCCUGCGUUACAUGUGUACAAUAAUAUCACUAAUUUCCAGGCUACCGAGUACGAUUAAUUGAAUUCCAUGCCAAUCGAACCAAUCACUCAAUUCCGAAGAUACACCAAAUCAAAUUAGAGAAUAGAAAAUAAAAAUCGUAGUAGCUCAGAACUGUGACAGUGAUGCUAAAAAUGUUUCAACAAAACCCGUAAUAUUUGGAUUGAAUUUGGCAUGGAAUGCCCCAUAUGUACACGUGAGAAUGAUUGCAGAAUAUAAAUAGUAUAUAAAUACGCGAAUAAGUAUAGGUAAUUAUAUAUUACAAAUAUCAUGUUGUAUGUACACGGUGAAAAAGAGUUUUCGACCCACCGGAAAGAACUAUAACCGAUUAAAAAAUCUGACGUUAGAUGUGACAUUUUUUCUUCAACUUAUCACAGCUACAGAAACAUGUUAUUUCCGUCUGUUUUUUCCAUGAAAAUCAAUUUCUCCCGACAGCUCGGAGGGUCUUUUUUUCUGUGUAAAGCGACUAUAUAGGUAGUAUUGUCAAAAUUCUUACGUUUCAAAAUAUAGUUUAUCCGUAUAAUAUGUAUCCAUCUCCACCUCCCCCCAACUUCCUUUUCCUAACCCCAAAAACUCCUCGAACCUCCACUGACAAUAUGAUUCGAAAAUAUAUUAUAUCAUUGUUAGAAGUUAA
This is a messenger RNA of Neodiprion fabricii, 6933 nucleotides long. It is a transcript of the gene Syn2, whose product is annotated as gamma-1-syntrophin. Gene Ontology annotation, cellular component: dystrophin-associated glycoprotein complex; intracellular anatomical structure. Gene Ontology annotation, molecular function: structural molecule activity; protein binding. The record is from RefSeq and is a predicted model, not a curated record. The transcript has 10 exons. Lineage: Eukaryota; Metazoa; Arthropoda; Insecta; Hymenoptera; Diprionidae. The coding region runs from base 481 to 2019 and encodes 512 amino acids.